Serpula lacrymans var. lacrymans S7.9 is the source of this 365-nucleotide messenger RNA. RefSeq lists its product as uncharacterized. The annotation marks the transcript as partial. The transcript has a single exon. The record is from RefSeq and is a predicted model, not a curated record. NCBI's taxonomy places the organism in Eukaryota, Fungi, Basidiomycota, Agaricomycetes, Boletales, Serpulaceae.
AAAUGGAAACAAACGCAAAAACGCGUACGGGGUAACUUGAAAUUUUUGGGUAACAAUGACAGUGGUAAAAAUUACAAUUGAGAUGUGGAGAAAUGAAAAAAAAAGCAACACAGAAAAAAAAAAAAAAAGUAAAGAGGUAUACACGGUAUAACGAGAGCAAUGCAAAGCACCAGAGGCAUUUCAUACGUGAAGAGAAAGAAAAAUACGCAGACUUGUAAAAAAAUAAUUCCAAAUAUCAGCGAAUGUCUCGGUAUAAACCUUCGUUUUUUUUCCAAUGGCAGAAUCACAGCAGCAGAGCAAGUCAAAAUUGGAAAGAAAAAAAAUUGUCCAGAUACGUCGCAGAGAACGAGGGGAUAUAUGAGACC